This is a messenger RNA of Thalassophryne amazonica, 777 nucleotides long. Its product is annotated as aquaporin-1-like. Lineage: Eukaryota; Metazoa; Chordata; Actinopteri; Batrachoidiformes; Batrachoididae. The record is from RefSeq and is a predicted model, not a curated record. Gene Ontology annotation, cellular component: membrane. The transcript has 4 exons. Gene Ontology annotation, biological process: carbon dioxide transmembrane transport; renal water transport; hyperosmotic response. The coding region runs from base 1 to 777 and encodes 258 amino acids. Gene Ontology annotation, molecular function: water channel activity; carbon dioxide transmembrane transporter activity; glycerol transmembrane transporter activity.
AUGUUAGAAAUCAAAAGUUUUGCGUUUUGGAGGGCCGUUGUGGCCGAGCUGCUUGGAACAACCGUGUUCGUCUUUGUUGGCCUUUUGGCUAUGGUGGGAAACCAGCAGAACUCUUUCCCCGACCAAGAGGUGAAAGUGGCGCUUGCGUUUGGUUUGGCUGUGGCCACCUUAGCGCAGUGCACGGGUCACAUUAGUGGCACCCACCUGAAUCCUGCGGUCACUCUGGGUUUCCUCUUCACCUGCCAGAUGAGUGUCCUCAGAGCCUUUUUCUACAUUAUAGCCCAGGUUUUGGGUGCGCUGGCUGGCAGUGGAAUCGUUUAUGGUGUUAAACCAGAAAACACGCCGUCACUUGGUGUCCCCAAGCUAUAUGGAGUCAGCACAAGUCAAGGAUUUGGAAUAGAAUUCCUGCUCACCCUCCAGCUGGUCCUGUGUGUUAUAGCCGUCACUGACAAUAGACGGGAUAUGCACGGGUUUGCACCUCUGGCUAUCGGCUUGUCCGUCGGGGUUGGACACCUCGCUGGGCUCAGCUACACAGGGUGCGGCAUUAACCCUGCUCGCACCUUUGGCCCUGCGGUCAUUCAGCAGUCUUUUGCGGAUCACUGGGUGUACUGGGUAGCACCGAUGAGUGCAGGCGUGGUUGCAGCGUUUCUGUACGACUACAUCCUGUCGCCCAGCUCGGCGCCUUUCAGAGACAGAGCAAGAAUCCUCCCCUGCUGGAGCUCUGACCUGGAAGCUCAGAUGCGGGAGCCCCUGCUGGAGGGCGCUCAAGCUUCAUGA